UGAGAUUUCUUCGGUGGCCAAGUCAGUUUACUCAAAACGGCUGAAACAUGAAGAUGCUUCUUUUUACUACUGCGCUCUUCCUGAGCAUUGUGAGCUUCACACAGUUCCAGUCCAUUCAUGGUUUGGGACCAUCUGAGGAAAUCUGUCAAAAAUUUAUUCAUUGCUACAGUGUUGAAAAUGAUGGUGCUUUUUCAAUGGAACCAUCUGGAAAAAAGUUUUAUCGUGAAAACCAACUGAAUGAAAGAUCUGAUUCACAUUUGGCAAAUAAUGGAUAUUAUGGCGAUUCGUUUGGACAGCAAUUCCCUGAGUCAAAUAACAACAACCAGGGUUUUACCACUUCUACCGAUUCUUCACUUCCAAUUAUUGGUUUGACUGGUGACUCUCUAGGUGACGCCCCACAACGAUCAAAUUGUGCUCCUGGAGAAACUGAUAAACUUCCAGGAGGAUGCAGAAAGAAGUUUUAAAAGGAAACCUAAGUGGGUCAAAAUUCCUGUGCAGAGCCAUGAAGAAAAUUCAGCAUUAGAAAAAAUAAUUGUGUACACAAUUUUUUAUAAAAAUAAUUUACAAUGUGCAACUUUGUCAGAGAGUACAACAAUUUGGAAAUAAAGAGGAUAAUAACAAGUUUCUUUCAAAAUCACAAACAAUAAAUAAAGAGCUUUAUAUUUUAACUGUC
Molecule: messenger RNA, 673 nt
Organism: Neocloeon triangulifer
Lineage: Eukaryota; Metazoa; Arthropoda; Insecta; Ephemeroptera; Baetidae
Exons: 2
Coding region: 48-464 (138 amino acids)
Source: RefSeq, a predicted model, not a curated record